AUGGGGGCAAGCAAGAAAAAGUCCAAAUCAGAGUCUUUGCCAUUAGAUUUGAGCAGUAUUAAACCAUUGGAACAUUUACAGGCAGUUCCUAAAGCAAGAUCUUCUUCAAUUACUUCAGUUGAAUCAGCUGAUGAACCAAGUGGAUAUAAACAAGUUUUGUUGCCACCAACAAUUCGUGAAUUUGAUGAGUUGGAGCAAUUUGAAGCUUUUGUAAGAGAUGAAACUUGGGAUAACGAAUUUGACUAUUUCCAUGGUAAAUUACACUAUUAUCCUCCAUUUGUAAUGAAGGAAUGUCAAAAUAACAUUGAGAAGAUUAAACCAACAAUGAAUAAAAAUUCUAAAAAAUUUAGACGUAAUUUGCAACAUCAUAUUCAAAAGCACUUGAUUAAGGAUUUGGAAAAAUGUUGUGGUUACGAAUUAAGUUUCGAUAAAGCCGAAGUUAUUGAAACUCCAGAGAAACUUGUUUGGAAAUUCAAAGAUGAAACCGACCAUGGUUUUAGCAAAGAAGAGGAAGAUUUGUAUAACAGACAUUGGAAAUUGCAACUUGAUAUUUCUUGCACAAAUGAUAGUGCAAUGGUUGAUGUUGAUUAUAGAUCAAUUCCAAUCUAA
Molecule: messenger RNA, 609 nt
Organism: Lodderomyces oxycetoniae
Lineage: Eukaryota; Fungi; Ascomycota; Pichiomycetes; Serinales; Debaryomycetaceae
Gene: UCF1
Product: Ucf1p
Exons: 1
Coding region: 1-609 (202 amino acids)
Biological process (GO): energy reserve metabolic process
Source: RefSeq, a predicted model, not a curated record